Molecule: messenger RNA, 3375 nt
Organism: Antechinus flavipes (yellow-footed antechinus)
Lineage: Eukaryota; Metazoa; Chordata; Mammalia; Dasyuromorphia; Dasyuridae
Gene: TNFAIP2
Product: TNF alpha induced protein 2
Exons: 12
Coding region: 141-2204 (687 amino acids)
Biological process (GO): exocyst localization; exocytosis
Cellular component (GO): exocyst
Molecular function (GO): SNARE binding
Source: RefSeq, a predicted model, not a curated record
AGGCCGGGGCCCCGCGAGCUCCCUAUAAGUAGGACCAAAGGGAGCUGACCUCUUCACAAACGACCGGAGCAGAGGCAGACAACCUCACGCCUCCCGCUCCCCAGACCAGGAGAAGACGCGCAGACACAGGCUGAGCUAAAAUGAUGAAGAUGAUGACUUUAUCCCAAACAAACCCCUCAAUGUCUCUCCAAUAUGAGUCUGGAACCAGCCCUGUUGGCAGAAAGCCCUCGGCAGUGUCAGAAACAGAGUCUGACUCAACUUCCCUGGCCUCCUCUGAGGAUCUCUCUCCCCAAAAGGAGGGGGGCUCAAUCCCAUUCAAAGAAGAAGAAAAGAAGAAAAAGAAGAAAGGAAUCAUAAAGAUGUUUGAUGUGUUUGCCAAAGGGAUAAGAAGAAAGAGUCAUUCAGAACCCACUGCUGAAGUUCCAGAGACCGAGGUCAAGCCUGAUGCCCCACCUCCCACAGUGGAGGAGCUCUACUCGGCGCUAGAGCAAGGGCGGCUGGAUAUGGCACAUCACCUUUUGAUGCUGGAGCGGGCACUGGUACGGGAUGCAGCCGGGAUGAAUGAGGAGGAUCUCAUCCGCCAGCAAAGCAAGGUGGAAGCCUUGUAUACCCUGUUGCGAGUAGCUGUGUUGUCCGUAGCUCACCGGCCUCUGGAGAAGGAGCCUGGGCUUCUGCACCAGGCCCUGAAGAUCAUCCUGGAACAGGAGCAGGAAGACCAGCGGGUGGUGGCUGAGGCAAGGGAGCCCUCUGCUCUGGCCACCACUCGGCCCCGGCAUUGGCUCAGGCUGUGGCAAGAAGGCGUGAGACGCUCUGUGGAGGAGCGGAUGAAUCGGACCCCCUCCACGACCCUGGAUGCACCCAGGCCCAGGGGCUCGGAGGCUGGCUCGGAGGCUGCCCAGAGCUUCAUACACAUGGGCAAGACAAUGAAGGAAGACCUCCUGGUUGUGGCCCAGCGCCUCCAGCCUCUCUAUCCAGCUGAGUUCGAUGUGUUCCGCACCUAUGCCCAGAACUACCAUAACUAUUUCUCGGCUCAGCUCAACUCCAUGGUUCAGUUCGAGCUUAAUGAGCAAGACACCACCCUGCUGCUUCUCUGGGUGCAUAACUUCUACCCCAAUGACAUCAUCAAUAAUCCAAAGCUAUCAAAGGAAUUUCAAGGAGCUGACUUAGGGAGCCUCCUGCCACCCAAAGAGAUCCACAAACUGGAGGUCACCUACCUUUCUAAUGAGAUGGCAACCACCCAGGAAUUGAUGAUGCGGGGACUGGAGCUAGAAGUGAAGAGAUGGUCAGAAGACAAGGAGCCCAUGAAACUAGAAGGGUGCUUCCACAGUGAACUCCCAAUUGACAUCAUCCAGAUUAUCUCCGGGACACAAUUAAAGGCUGAAAACAUCACAGUGGCUCUGGGCAAACAAAUAAAACCUCUGCUGAUGGCUAAACUCUCCUUCUUCUUGAAAAGCUACCAGCAAGCCUUUACAGACUUCACGGAGAAAAACAAACAAAAGCAUUACAGAGCCAUCAUUAUAGCCAACAUCAACAACUGCCUGACAUUCAGGACCUUCUCUGACAAGGAUUCAGAGGUUCCCAGCUAUAUCUUCUACCCCCUGAGUGAAAUCGAGCAAAGUGGUUUCAACAUUCUCCUCCAAGACCUGUUCCUGGAACUAAAGAGUCUGUUCAAGAAGCUGACACAGACCCGCUGGACCACUCAUGAGGAAACUGUGGCAGAAAUCAUUAAGAUCACCAGUGGCUAUCUGCCAGAAUUCAAGGCCCUAAGAAAACAGUACCAAGAGGACAUCAUGGAAGCCAUCCACCUAUACCUGGUGAAGGAAUAUAUCAUUCGGCUCUGCAAGAAGCGGUUAGUGCUGAAAACUGCUGAACUUCAGCAAAACCUGGCCCGGUGGAUCUUGAUGGAUGCUGAGAACAUCCAGUGCUUCUGUGCUGAAAAUGGAUCUCCUGCAGCUUGGCUAGAGCCAGCCCUCCCUACCCUGGCAGAAAUCAUUCAUCUCCAGGAUACUAGCGCCAUCAAGAUUGAGGUGGCAACUUUUGCUAGUAGGUUUCCAGACUUCAGCAAAGGACACUUGGGAUCCAUCCUGAUCAUCAAGGGCAACUUGAGCAACAGUGAAAUCAAAAGCAUUAAAAAUAUAUUGGACGAUAGCACUUUGUUGACAAAAUCCUCCAAGUCCUUAUUUUCACAUAUAAAGGUUAGUUAGCUUUUAACCACAGCCUGGAAUGACCCAGCUCCUUGUUGCUCCCAUGGCCCUGACAACUCAAGACAAUCACAGAGAGACUGGAAUUUACUUCACUAUCCCCUUCCAUUAAUGAGUAGGCCAAACUAGAUGAUCUCUAAGGUACCUUUCAGUUCUGAUAUUCUCUGGCUCUAAGCUACUUCUCGUGUCUGGCCUUCAGUUGAGAUUUGUUCCAGAUAAAAUAUUCUGAAACAGAAUAUUUUUUAAAGUUUUAAGUUUUUAAAGUUUUAAAGUGACUUUAAAACUUAUUCCAACUCUGGGUUCUCUGGUCUGUGAUUCUACACCCCCUGCCAGCUCUGACAAAUUGCGUUUUCUCCAACCUCUUGCAUUCCUUCACUUGUAUGAGGAUCAGACCAAGAGAGGAGAGAUGCCUUCCCCAAAUUUCACAGCCAGAAAAUGUCUGAGCUGAGUCUAGAAUCCAGGUCUCUUACCUCCCAACCUUGGGCUUUCUCUCCUGCUCUCCACAGUCAGAACACUGAAGCCCAAAGUCAGAUGGGAAAGCUCCCAAGAAAAAGCUGCCCUUCCUGCCAGCCUCUUUUAUGGAAGGGCUCUCUCUGCUCCAUUUCUCUUCUCUCCAGUUCUUCCUAGCUACCAUGAAAUGUUCCUCAGUAGCUUUGGCACUGAUUUCCCCCCGCACUUGGGAGCAGCCUGCUGAGGCCUAAAGUCAGGACGGGAAAUGGAAGUCCUCAAGGUCCUAUGUUCAAGAAGCUCUUAGUGGAGAGAUAGAGACUUUUUUCUCUGGACUUUCCCCUGAACCUCUUGGAAACAACAUAUGUUCUCAUUUUCUCUUCUCUAGAGUUAUGCCUUAAGGUACUUUCACAGACACAAAUGUGAACACACUUGAAAUAUAAUUAUCCUUUCCAUAUCCCUCUGGGAAGCCAGAAGGAUUGGCUCUGAGAGGUGUUUCUAGACCAGGCAUCUUGGAAUUCUCUUUCCCUUCCACUAUCGGUGUUUAAAAUUUCUUAGUGACCAUGAUUGGAGCAUGAGGCCAGGGAUGCUCUGUCUCCCUUUUUGGGCUAGGGCCCAAAUUAAUGUAAAUUGUGUAUAUUGUAGAGAACUUUUUGUUUGUAUGUCUUUGUAUCUGGAAUUUGUACCUAAGUUUUUAUAGUUUGUUAUUAAAAGUUCUAUUGAAGAA